AAUGAGCUUUUUAAAAUGGUUAACAGUUGUUUGUAAUGUUUUUAAUGGUAUUAGUAGUGGAAACCAUUAGCCCUUUGAGGCUGCUAUCAGCGGGGAAGAUUACAUCGCUACCUACAUCACAUUUUCAUCAUGUAAUCGUUAACGGACUACAAUUUGUUGCCACUAUACCACCUUCCUCAUACACUUAUUUAUCCCUCACCCUUUCCCAUCUUCUCUCUCCCUCUGUUCGCUCAAGAUCCGCCCCUGCCCAAUUUUAUCAUUUCGCCCCCUUUCUGAAUUUCCUGACUACAAAAAGUCUGUCAGACGUCUGUGUGAGUCUCAGCAGGGGAACGGGGAAUAUCUCCAGCCAGCUUCACAAAGGGAAAACUGGGGGCCUCAGUACUCACAAGGACAGGUCAGUUUGUAAAUUCCCAACAGCGACUACUGAAGAUUACCAUGGGUAGUUUCGGUUUUGAAUGCACCGUGAAAGAGGAUAUAAAGAAAAGACGAGGUUGUCAGAAAAAGGAGGGUGAGCAUGGGUGAAGUGUUAAUAUGAGUCCGUCAUUGUGGCUGUGCUGUGUGCUGCUCUGUUUAGUCUGCUGUGUCACGGUGCACACACACAUGCCAAUGGAGGAACAGCACAGCUCCAACCAAAGCAACAGCAACUUACUAGCAAACAACCAAACAGAUGCACCUCCUGUGCUCAUAAUCGGGCUUUCAAAAACACCCAAGAAGAGCAAGAAAUCAGAAAAGAAGCCAAAAAAGAAAUUCCCCAAUAAAGUGAAGAGACCCCCGCCUCCGCCGAACUGUGUGCCCCUGUGGGCGAGCUGCAAGAGCCCGAACGCGGUGUGCUGCGAUCAGUGCGCUUUCUGCCACUGCCGCCUGCUCAAAACAGUCUGCUACUGCCGCAUGGGAUACCCCAAAUGCUGAGGAGGACCACCAGACUCACCCCAUCCUGUUUAUGGAGCCCUGCGGGAUUAUGACCGGCGAUAAUCUCUCGCACUGCAUCAUUAUUUUUAUAACCGCGGUCAGAUUUUCUCGGAGUUUUUCCUGACCAGAUAAACCUGAGGCGCACGGCGGGAAAACACAUGCAGACACCUGGGUACUUAAAAUCACCUUAUGAUUAUUACUUAUAUUAUGGGUAAUAUUAUAGGAAGAAUAUUCUUGUUUAUACGGUGACUUUUUUUGGUUGUAUGCACUUUAUGGAGAUAAGUUAAAAGCAUUUGCUCUCCUGUUUGAGCUGCUAUACACGAGAGUAGAGAGCUGUGUGUGUGUAUAAAUCACAGUGACGACGACAAUUGCCGCCAAAAAGUUGUUUACUAAAAUAUAUCCGCCAUCACACUAAAAAUGUAAAUAGAUCGAAUUAAACACACAUAAAGAUAAAAAAAAGUUAGAAAUUGAAGAAAUAGCAAAAUAUGUGUCAAUGUGAUGUGGUGACCGACGGGUUUGGUUGUAAUGGGCAUUCUUAUUUUAAGAUUUAUGAGGUAUAUUUUUGUUGAAAGACGAAUUAUAUUGAUCUACUAGGCUUGUGAUUGAGUUACAUGUUAAUAUUUGUUUUAUUCUAUAAAUGUCUAAGAGGAUUUCUUUCAAAUGUCAUAUAUGAAUAUAUUGCUAGAAGUACAAUUGGUCUAAAUAACACGUGUUUUUCAAUGGUUGUGAUUAAAAAUCAGUAUUAUCCCACUACAUAUUGAUUCCUUAACUUUUCUGACGUCAAAACGUUGGUAUUGUGAUGUCUGUAAAUAUAAACACAUGGCACCUUUAUUGUUAUUUUGACCAAUUGUCCUUUUUUAUUUUAGAUUUAAAAGAAGAGCAAAACCAAAAUCAGAUUUACUUUAACUGUAAAUUGUAAAUGCAACGAAACAGACUUUCCAAGUGGUCUCUUGCUCUGUCUUUUUAUUUACCUACAUAGCUGCAGUUCUUGGGUCAGUUUUAAAGAUUCAAGUUGCAAUGUCUAUAUCAUAAAUGAUUUUGGACCAAUUUAUUAUAUUCAAUUCAUACCCAGUUAUAAACUAGGGGAAACAUUGCAGAAUUUUAUUGUGCAGAUUCAUAAAUAACUUUAUAAAUUAAAAUAAUAAAGACUGAAACAUGUCAUUUGUCUAUGCAUCUUAUGACAAAAGUUGCCUCUUGUUUUUUUCCCUUGUAGUUUGGCGUAUUCAACCCAAAUUAUUCCUAUUCAAGAUUUAAACUAACACACACACACACACACACACACACACACACACACACACACACACGCUACAGAUACAUUUUUGUACAUUACAUUUCGUCACUUAAACAGUAAUGCAACAAAAUGGAGAAUAAAUCAAAUGAGUUUAAAGCUACAAAGGUUAGACGUGAAAGGUUUUUCUCGAGAUGCCAGUGAGUGAUUCUCAAGCAUAUGGUGUGUAAUGACAGGUUUAAGGCAGGCCAUUGUAAAGUCCAUGCAUGGAAUCAGUAAAACAUUACGUUACGCCACAUGACAGAAAGCAGACUUUGAGAUAAGAUGACAAAUUUUGUACAUUUUAAUGUAAUUUUUACCUCAAAAUUUGCGAAACAACAACAAAAUUUACUGUGGAGUAUAUGAAACAAGAUAUUGCCAAAUAUUUUUUACAUUUUUCUUUAAAUUUAACUUUAUUGAACACAAAUUCUUAACUUUAAAUCUAGAAGUGAUUUAUAAAAACAAGACUUUAUUUAGGGAGCUAUGUUAUGCAUUAGGUUAUUUAUGCAGUAAAGUACGCACAAUUAAAGGCAAUUUAACCCCUAGAGUAAAUUCCUGCUUUUAAUUAAUAUCUAAAUGUAUAAUUACACAGUGAGAAGAGUACCGCGACCCAAAAUAUUUCAUUUUCAAAUAGAACACUCCUUUAAUAGGGGUCAUAAAAUAUGCGCACAAACAAACAGCUAUCAAAAUGCGGUUUAAUCCAUGCAAAUAUCUUAACACCUUGCUUUCGGGACACAACUGCUUAUGAAAGGAGCGAGAUCAAAGAGUAAUUCCCAACACCUCAAAUAAUUAUCAGUCCAACAGGUAAUAAAACACACUUUCAAACAAACACACACUCGGGGUGACACUAAAGGCUCCAGACGCCACAGCUGGUUCACAUUGAAAGCAAGAAUUGGCCCAGAGUGGAAGAGGGAGAAAGAAAAAAAACUCAAAAAAAAAAAAAAAAA
Molecule: messenger RNA, 3123 nt
Organism: Danio rerio (zebrafish)
Lineage: Eukaryota; Metazoa; Chordata; Actinopteri; Cypriniformes; Danionidae
Source: RefSeq, a predicted model, not a curated record